Messenger RNA from Lolium rigidum, 680 nucleotides. RefSeq lists its product as uncharacterized. Gene Ontology annotation, molecular function: fatty acyl-CoA hydrolase activity. The transcript is spliced from 2 exons. The coding region runs from base 132 to 677 and encodes 181 amino acids. Lineage: Eukaryota; Viridiplantae; Streptophyta; Magnoliopsida; Poales; Poaceae. The record is from RefSeq and is a predicted model, not a curated record.
CUGGUCCGCCUUUGGUGCCGCUGGUGUGGCACCAAUAACGAAACCAACAACCAAGUCUAUCACGACAACAUUCACAAAAUUCCCAAUCCACCAGCAGGCAGCAGCAUCACCAAGCAGAGCAGCUGCUGGCCAUGGCCGAAUCAGCUCGUGUGCGGGACGCCAUGAGCGUGAGCGCCGACGACCGCGCGCGGGUGGACGCGCUCUCCGCCGCCGCGUCCGCGUCCCUGACCUCGUCGUCCGACCACCUGUCGCCGAGCUUCUUCGAGGGGUUCGCGCUGCGCGGGAUCCGCGUCGUCCGCAUCCAGCCGGGCCUCAUCCACUGCUCCUACACCGUCCCUCCAUGCCUCACCGACUCCACCACCGGCUGCCUCGCCGCCGGCGCCGUCGUGGCCCUGGUGGACGAGGUCGGCUCCGCCGCCGCCAUCUCCGACGCCCAGAACCUCAAGGUCUCCGUCGACAUGUCCGUCGCAUUCGCCGACCUCUCCCAGGCGCGUCCGGGAGACAACCUCAGCAUCACGGCGACGGCGCUCGGGCACAAGGGAGCCUACUCCGGCACGAGCGUCCUCCUCACCAACGCCCACACCGGCAACGUCGUCGCCGAGGGCAGGCACUCCCUCUUCGGCAACAUGAAGAAAACACCGCCCAAGACGGCCGCUGCUCACAGGAGCAACUUGUGAUUC